Molecule: messenger RNA, 927 nt
Organism: Paramuricea clavata
Lineage: Eukaryota; Metazoa; Cnidaria; Anthozoa; Malacalcyonacea; Plexauridae
Source: the annotation of a GenBank genome assembly
AUGAAUUCAAAACAGCAUGCUUUAAGUCACGAGCAAGAAAUUAUAUUGAAAUUAGUUGAGUCAAAAUACAGUUUGUUCCUUACUGGACAAGGUGGCUGUGGAAAGUCGUAUUUGAUAAAAAAAAUUGUGGAAAAAGAAUCCGCUCGCGGAUGUUGUUUUGUGACUGCUUCGACUGGAAUUGCUGCAGUCAAUAUAUCAGGAACAACUAUACAUGCAUUUGCUGGAAUAAACACUGGAACAAAAUCUUCACACGAGCUCUUAGGCACUGUUAUAUCGAAUGAAGAAGCUGUUAAACGUUGGAAUGAUUGCAGAAUUUUAGUUAUAGACGAGAUAUCUAUGAUUGGAGCUGCCCUGUUCGAAAAGCUCGAUUAUGUUGCUCGUGGAAUUCGAGGUAAUUCUCAACCAUUCGGUGGUAUUCAGUUGUUGCUGAGUGGAGACUUCGUUCAGCUCAAACCUGUCAGCACUGAAGGCUGUGAAAAACAGGAUUACUGCUUUAAGUCUACUUUAUGGAAUAAAUGUGUAGAUUUUAGUUUGGUGUUGACAAAAAUAUUUAGACAGAACGAGCAAGAACUUCGCCAUCUCCUUCAAGAUGUCAGAAAUGGCUGUAUUUCUGUUAUGUCCCGAAAUUUAAUUCAUUAUUUAAGUCGUGAUUUGAAAUGCGAUCCUUUGGAUAAAGUUCGAUUAUUUCCUCUUAGAGAAGAUGCCAAAUUAGCCAAUGACGAGUGUAUUGAACUUAUUCCUGGAGAAAAAUUUGUCUAUAGAUCACAGGACGACGGUAAGGUGUCUGUAUUUGAACGAAGAUGCUCUGCCGUUUCAGUUUUAGUUCUAAAAGUUGGAGCAAGAGUAGUUUUGUUAAAGAAUCUAGACAAAUCAUUAGUAAACGGUUUGAGAGGAACUGUAAUCGGAAUAAGUGAUGGAUAUCCUCGU